Cannabis sativa is the source of this 1865-nucleotide messenger RNA. RefSeq lists its product as uncharacterized. Bases 169 to 1275 code for a protein of 368 amino acids. Gene Ontology annotation, molecular function: zinc ion binding; nucleic acid binding. The record is from RefSeq and is a predicted model, not a curated record. The transcript is spliced from 2 exons. NCBI's taxonomy places the organism in Eukaryota, Viridiplantae, Streptophyta, Magnoliopsida, Rosales, Cannabaceae.
CGCCUUCGACGGCGUUCUGUUGCCGAUUCAUCACUGGGUUCUUCUAAGCCCACUCGCAUCUGUUCUAGGUUGUAAUUCGGUAUUUGUUUGUCUUCUUCGUGUUUGGGUGUUCAUUCUUUGGUGUUCUUUUGUUCUUUUUCUCUGUCCUUUGUGUUUGCUUUUGAGAUUAUGGCAGAGAUAAGAUCAGAUUCAAAAUCAGUUGUUGUUUCUGAUGUUGUUCCCGUGAUGUCUAAAAUCACGGACCAUAAGUUGAUUGGUUCGAAUUAUUUGGAAUGGAGUAAGACGAUUCGACUGUAUUUGAGGAGUAUUGACAAAGAUGAUCACUUGACUGACGAUCCUCCUGAAGAAACAAACGAUUCAAGGAAAAUAUGGCUCCGUGAGGAUGCUCGCUUGUUCCUUCAAAUUCGAAAUUCUAUCGAUAAUGAGGUAAUUAGUUUGAUUAAUCAUUGUGAAUUGGUUAAAGAACUAAUGGGUUACUUGGAGUUUUUGUAUUCUGGCAAAGACAACAUCUCUCGCAUAUAUGAUGUUUGCAAAGCUUUUUAUCGCACGGAAAAACAAGAUAAGUCUCUUAUGAAUUAUUUUAUGGCUUUCAAGAAAACAUAUGAAGAACUUAAUGUGCUAUUACCCUUUAGUCCUGAUGUAAAAGUUCAACAGCGCCAACGAGAACAGAUGGCUAUUAUGAGUUUUCUUGCAGGACUCUCAUCUGAAUUUGACUCUGCAAAGUCACAAGUUCUCUCUGGUUCUGAUGUCUCCUCUUUACAAGAUGUGUUUACUCGUGUUCUUCGCACAGAGACUACCUCUUCAACUCCUCUUAAUAGCGCCUUGGUGAGUCGUAAUAAUUCUGCACCGGAAAGAAACUCUACUCCAAGUGGAUUUAAAGGAGGUAAUUCACAAGGACCUGAUAACCGCACACCAAAUUCUGGGAGCAUCAUGUGCAAUUAUUGUAAGAAACCAGGCCACACCAAGUUUGAGUGUAGGAAGUUACAAUUUAAGAAUCGACAACAGCACUCUGCCAAUAUUGCAAGCACUAGUGAUGCAUCUGACAAAUCGGUCCUUAUUUCUGCUGAUGAAUUUGCCAAGUUCUCAAGGUAUCAGGAAACACUUAAGUCUUCAUCUUCUUCUGUCACUGCGAUUGCUGAUUCAGGUAACUCUAAUGCAUGCCUUCUUUCGAAAUCCUCAAAAUGGGUCAUUGAUUCUGGUGCCACAGAUCAUAUGACAGGUAAUGAGUAUUAUUAUUUGGGGUGUUACACAGUCCCACUUCUGUUGUCACCUUAGCUGAUGGGUCAACAGCUUCUGUUCUUGGAUCUGGCACUAUUGUUCCUACACCUAUGCUAUCUUUAUCAUCAGUCUUACAUUUACCUGAUUUGUCCUUUAAUUUGCUUUCUGUUAGUCAACUCACUCGUAAUCUAAAUUGUUGCAUCUCAUUCUUUCCUGAUCAUUGUUUGUUUCAGGAUAUUAUGACGAAGAAGAUUAUUGGUAAAGGACAUGAAUCUGGUGGCUUGUAUGUUCUUGACCCACUUCCGCCAACCUCUAUUGCUUGUUCGAGUGUUGCUUCCGCUUUUGAGGCUCAUUGUCGUUUAGGUCAUCCAUCCCUUCCUUUGCUCAAGAAACUGUGUCCCCAAUAUAGUAGUUUAUCUUCGUUAGAAUGUGAGUCAUGUCAGUUUUCCAAACAUCAUCGUGUUAGUUUGAGUCCACGUGUCAAUAAACGUGCUAGUGUUCCUUUUGAUUUAGUUCAUUCUGAUGUUUGGGGUCCUUCUCCUAUUUUGUCUCAACCUGGAUUCAGGUAUUUUGUUACUUUUGUGGAUGAUCAUUCUCGUUUAACUUGGUUAUAUUUAAUGAAAAAUCGUUCUGAGUUGUUUUCUAUA